Messenger RNA from Cryptomeria japonica (Japanese cedar), 2918 nucleotides. RefSeq lists its product as uncharacterized. The record is from RefSeq and is a predicted model, not a curated record. Bases 415 to 2580 code for a protein of 721 amino acids. Gene Ontology annotation, biological process: DNA-templated DNA replication; regulation of DNA repair. NCBI's taxonomy places the organism in Eukaryota, Viridiplantae, Streptophyta, Pinopsida, Cupressales, Cupressaceae. The transcript is spliced from 2 exons. Gene Ontology annotation, molecular function: DNA binding; single-stranded DNA helicase activity; ATP hydrolysis activity. Gene Ontology annotation, cellular component: nucleus.
UGAUCUUAAAAUGUUCAGUGUGAUUUAAUCUCUUUCAUGAUAUGUGUAUAAGAAUUUUACAGCCAAAGCUUCCCGUAACUCGUAAAUGGCUAUCAAUUUGGAGGGAUCCAUGCCACAGGUUCCUCUCCUCCACUCAACAUCCCAUUUUCAGAAGAUCCAAAUCUUCUCUUGCCCCGGCUUUCUUCUAUACCAAAAAUCUAAAUUUCCUUGUCACCGAUAUUCAUAGGUUUUGUCUGUACAUGCCAUUUGUCCUAUGUAUUUUGAAGAAACAGGAGGGAACUAUUUCAUUGAAAAACAGUAAGUGUUCCUCUCUUCACCAUUUUCACUCAUUUGGUUUUAUGCUUUGAAAGAACAGUAACGUGCGAUCGGGCGGGACAAUGCAAUAAUACUGGCUUUGAGUCAAGCCUUGAUUAAAUGGACCAGCUUUUGAAUAUGGGAUUCCCCCAGGAGCUUGCAGCACAGGCUCUGGCUGCCACUGGAGGGAAAUCUACUCUAAGAGCCACUGAAUGGAUCCUCAGUCAGCGGUCUGAGGCCCAGAAAGCAGCACCGUCAAUAACUCCAGUGUCACCCAGAGUGCAACACCAAGCACGAGUUGAUCGUUUCUUUCAAGGGGGUCCCCAGAAGCAGUCUGCGAGAGAAGACAUUUCAACUGCUUUGCCUUCAGACCAUUCGAGAAUCAUUGCUCCUGGUACAGCAGCGUGUGAUACUGUAGACAGCGAGUACAAAAUUGAAAUGGUUAUGAAGAGCAUCCGUGAAGAUCCGUCCAAAGGAGGUGUUCAAAUGGCAUACACUGAAGGUAAAAAGGGGCUUCCCAAUCCAAGUGGAGAUUGUGUAGGAACUGCUAAUGCCAUCAAGUCCAUUCCAUCUUUGCUGCCUUUAAGAGAAUCUCCAGAUGCAGAACCCUUCCUCAAGAGGCAAAAACAGGAACCUAGGGAUUCUUCAAGCCAGACAAAACCAAGCAUUCCAUUUAGAUUUCCUCCUCUAAGUUCACAAAAGGCAGUUGCAGGUUCAAACUCUCGUUCAAAUGCUGUCCCACUUUCAGAAAGAAUGCGUCCUGUUUCAGUGGAUGAAAUUGUGGGACAAGAGCAUCUGCUUGGAAAGAAUUGCAUUCUUCGUUCUCUAGUUGAUUGUGAUCGACUUCUUUCGGUACUUUUUUGGGGCCCACCUGGUACAGGUAAGACAUCACUUGCUAGAGCUAUUGCAAACUCAGUGUCCUACAAGUUUGUAUCAAUCUCAGCUGUCACAAGUGGCCUUAAAGAAGUUCGAGAUGUAUUGGAGGAAGCAAAACGCAUGAAGAAGACAAGCCAGCGCACACUUUUCUUUGUGGAUGAAGUGCACAGGUUUAACAAAGCACAACAAGAUGCUUUCUUACCAGUGAUUGAGGAUGGAAGUAUUGUUUUCAUUGGGGCCACCACCGAGAAUCCUUCCUUUGAAAUUAAUAAUGCACUUCUGUCAAGAUGCCGGGUGCUUACUUUGAAUAAACUGCAACCUGAAGACGUAAGGAAGCUGCUGGAACGGGCAAUUACAGACAGUGAGAAGGGCUUAAUGGUGUCAUUAAAAGGAUUUUCGUGUGUAGUGGGUGUGAAAGUUGAAGAAGAGGCUAUUGAGUUUCUUGCAAGUGCCUCUGAUGGAGAUGCUCGAGUGGCUUUAAAUGCUUUAGAAAUAGCAGCAUCUACUGCAGCCACUCGUGAAAAAGAUCAAGGAAUUUCAACAAGCACAAUGAAUAGGAGUGAUCAUGAAGGUAGCAGGGAAGAUUCAUGCCCCGGGGGUCUCACUGUGCCUUUCAAGAAAUUUGAAGGUGGACGAGAAGCAAUUGCUUACACCCCUUGCAAGACAAGAGAAUCACUAUUUGAAGCAAUGAAGAAAUUAGAUGCUAGCUAUUCCCAAACAGUACAAGCAAAUGAUGGUGGGGUUUUAGGUUUUUCUAAUGUCCACAAAUCUUUGAAAGAGAGUACCUGGAUUGGAGGUGGGGCAAUACAAGAUGGUAUAAUGGCCACUAUCACGUUGAAUGAUGUCAAAGAAGCACUGCAGUGUAAGAACCUACUUUAUGACAAAACAGGAGAAGAACACUAUAAUAUAAUUAGUGCAUUGCAUAAAUCUAUGCGGGGAAGUGACCCAGAUGCUGCCUUGUAUUGGUUAGCACGCAUGCUAGAGGCAGGUGAAAGCCCACUGUACAUAGCUAGGAGACUGGUCAGGUUUGCUAGUGAAGAUGUUGGAUUGGCAGAUCCCUCUGCUCUCCCUCAGGCUAUUGCUUGCUAUCAGGCAUGUCAUUUUCUGGGGAUGCCAGAGUGCAAUGUGAAUCUUGCUCAGUGUGUGGCAUAUUUGGCUUUAGCCCCCAAAUCUGUUGCAGUUUAUCAGGCCAUUGAUGCGGCCCAAAGGUUAGUGAGAGAGAAUGGUCAGAAUGAGCCUGUGCCUCUACAUUUGAGAAAUGCACCCACAAAACUUAUGAAGGAUCUUGGUUACGGGAAAGGCUAUAUCUAUCCACCAGGUCAUUCAAGCCCUAUUAGGCAAGAGUAUCUUCCUCCCUCUUUGGUAGGCUGCAAGUUUUUGAACUGGCCAGAUGAAAAUAUUUCAAGAUAGUUUUACAUAAUUGUAGCUCCAAUGCAUAUGAAUUGUAGUGGAAUUUACAAUGUAUCUAAUUUUAUAGAAGUAUUGCAAUCUCAAAACUUUUUCCAGAAAGUGCACUAGGCAUCACGGUAAUGUAUUUCCCAACUUAGAAGUUUUUUCACGGAAAUUAAGCUACCAUUUAAGCAUAAUACCAGCACAAGUUUUGCAUGCAUUGAAUUCAACACUGUGGCAUUUAUCAGAGUCAUAUAGGAUAAGGUUUCCUUCAUCUCUUUUCUUUGCAGAUGGGCGUUUUUUGUUGGAUGUCCAUUUUGUCUUUUCCAAUGUUAUGAAAGCUGAGGGAUGAGUUAUGA